This is a messenger RNA of Candoia aspera, 1260 nucleotides long. It is a transcript of the gene NECAB1, whose product is annotated as N-terminal EF-hand calcium binding protein 1. Gene Ontology annotation, biological process: regulation of amyloid precursor protein biosynthetic process. Gene Ontology annotation, cellular component: cytoplasm. The record is from RefSeq and is a predicted model, not a curated record. NCBI's taxonomy places the organism in Eukaryota, Metazoa, Chordata, Lepidosauria, Squamata, Candoiidae. Gene Ontology annotation, molecular function: calcium ion binding. The transcript has 13 exons. Bases 34 to 1086 code for a protein of 350 amino acids.
CACAGUCGCAAAGGAAGGUCCGGAGCGGGCAGCAUGGAUGGCGCUGGGCGUCCGGACGCGGCGUCUUCCUACUCCCCGGAAUCCUCCAAGGAGCUCCGCUCUGCUUCGACCAGGACCCAGGGGCUCUCCAUCUUCCUCGACAUACUGAGAAGAGCAGAUAAAAAUGAUGAUGGCAAAUUGUCCUUUGAUGAAUUUAAGGCUUACUUUGCUGAUGGAAUCCUGAGCAGGGAGGACCUUCACCAGCUGUUUCGGGCGAUUGAUGUACACCAUACAGACAACUUGGAAACUGAGGAACUAUUUGAAUAUUUUUCCCAACACCUGGGAGAUUAUGGAAGUGUCUUAUCUGCUUUGGAAGAUCUCAAUGUAGCCGUCCUGAAGGCAAUGGACACUACAAAGAAAAAUUAUCAAGAGGCUUCUAAGUUGGAACAGUUUGUGACUCGCUUUUUGUUAAAAGAAACCCUGAAUCAACUACAGUCUCUCCAUAAUUCUCUGGAAUGUGCCAUGGAAACCACAGAGAAACAAACCCAACAAGAAAAGCAAGUCCCAAAGAAGCCAGACGUGCUCAAAAUACAACACUCAGGAAGAUGUUCAGGUCGAAGGCUCCAGAGAAAUAACAGUUUUUCUCCAGUUAGUCCUCUUUUUAACUCAGGUUUGCAGAAGGAGGACAACCAAUGGAUGACCCAAAUAAACAGACUUCAGAAGCUGAUUGAUAAGCUAGAACAGAAGGAUCUAAAGCUUGAGCCGCUAGAAGAAGAGGUAUCAGAAGGAAAUACUAAAUCUCAAAUAAUGAUUGUUCAACGUCAGAUGACAGUAAUCACAGAAGAACUAGAGCCAUUCCGCUUUGCUCUAAAGCAGUAUGUAGAUACGGCCUCUUCUCAGGAUGGAUGUCUUCAUGUUUCCAUUCAGAAACUUUCAAGCAAAUCCUGUUUCAUUGUUUAUGAAUUUUGGGAGCACAACGCCUGGAACAGCCAUCUCCAGAUGAAUUAUAGCAAGUCAUUCCAAAGAAGUAAUAUAGAUUGCCUGGAAACUCCAGAACGCAUUACAACUAUGCUUGUUCCUGCUUCUUGGUGCACCCUGAACAACUAGAAGUACUAUACUUCUUAAAAGUAAGCUCGACAUUAAACAGCACCCAGAGAACAAUAAUAAAAUCUCUAAAGUUAGCAGAUCAUAGCUAUUCUUUCACCGAUAGAUUCUUCCAUUUAAAAAGAAAUUCAUGUUGUAUAAGUUGUUGCUAGUAUUUUAUGAAAUCAUGUAAAAUAG